Molecule: messenger RNA, 822 nt
Organism: Vitis riparia (riverbank grape)
Lineage: Eukaryota; Viridiplantae; Streptophyta; Magnoliopsida; Vitales; Vitaceae
Product: mitochondrial import inner membrane translocase subunit TIM14-3-like
Exons: 5
Coding region: 462-800 (112 amino acids)
Biological process (GO): protein import into mitochondrial matrix
Cellular component (GO): PAM complex, Tim23 associated import motor
Molecular function (GO): ATPase activator activity
Source: RefSeq, a predicted model, not a curated record
CCGGAACGAGGUUGAGUUAGCUUCAAGUUCGGCCAACCGACUGAGUUGACUCAAACGGGCCGGACCACACUAACUCUUUGGAUCCGAAAUCCAGAAUCCCCCAGAAAACCAUCGCCGUCGUGUUUCUUUCUUAGGCGGCAAGUUAUUAUUAUUAGAAAACUGCUUGGAGAGAAAGAAAAAAAGACAGAAAGAAAAUUUCAUCUCUCUGUUUUUGCAAGUCUGUGGGUUUCUAUAUUUCUUCCAUUGUUCCUUGCUUUCUCUGCAACCAAACGUAGCAAUAUUGUUUCUUAGAAAGAAACAGAAUAAGAAGCUGGUGUUUUGAUUCUCCACGAUCCGAAUAUUGGAGAUAAUUGGUGUUGGAAUUCAGAGCUCUGCCAUUUUGCAAUGGUUGACAUAGGGCAAACCACAAAGGUGCUCGACAUUGAAGGUAUUAGAAUGUUGGUAUCACUUGGUGCUGUUUCAUGGAGUCUCCUUUAGUUCUAGGUGUUACUGUGGCAACUGCUGCCUUGGGAGGUAGAUAUAUGAUUAGAGCGUGGCAAGCAUUCAAAGCUCGCCCUUCAGUUCCUCAUAUUCGAAGAUUUUAUGAGGGUGGUUUUCAGCAUUCCAUGACAAGGCGUGAGGCAGCAUUAAUUCUCGGUGUCAGAGAACAUGCUGUGAUGGAGAAGAUCAAGGAGGCUCACAGGAGAGUGAUGGUGGCAAACCACCCUGAUAGCGGUGGAAGCCAUUAUCUGGCUUCCAAGAUAAAUGAAGCCAAGGAUGUCUUAAUGGGGAGAGCUAAGGGAACUGGUUCUGCAUUCUAAGCUAUACAUCUGAUACAACCAA